AUGGACAAGGCAGAAAUUGAACUAUCCAAGGUGGAAGAGUUUCUUGAAGAAGUAGCCAACGCCAAGAAGACGUGCUUUAACUUACGACCUUGCGUCGAUUUGGGCACCCUCUACCAUUACAGUAAGAUGGCGAUAAACAAUACCUCUUUUCUUCUGGAUCAACAAAAAGAUGGUGAAACUCUUGAACAUUGCGUCUCCAUUCCCGCUCCCACCCCAAGAUUGGUAGACCUUUACCAACCAAAAAAUCUUGAUGAUAUUGAUACCCACAAGUUGGCGUUGAGGGAAAUCAUUGAAGCGAUCAAAGAUGAGAGCAUACAGAUGGUUGGAAUCUAUGGAACUGGAGGUGUAGGGAAAACUACAUUAGCCAAGGAAGUUGCUGCAGAAUUGAGGAAUCUAUUUGCAGACAUUGUGUUUAUAACUGUCUCACGUACUGUAGACGUUGAAAAGAUUAAAAAGAACGUUGAAGUAGCUGCGAAACGGAUAAUCAAAGAGGAGAAGGUUCUAAUCAUUUUAGAUGACAUAUGGGAACCACUGGUCCUCUCUGAUCUUGGCAUACCAUGUGGGAAUGACCACAUGAAUUGCAAGCUUUUGUUGACUUCUAGAAGGAUGGAUGUGAAAAUUUUAGUGGUUUUAAAGUUACGUUUCAUUCAACUAUCAAAUGGUUUAUAUACAACGAGUUCUUGA
Molecule: messenger RNA, 684 nt
Organism: Lactuca saligna
Lineage: Eukaryota; Viridiplantae; Streptophyta; Magnoliopsida; Asterales; Asteraceae
Source: the annotation of a GenBank genome assembly